This is a messenger RNA of Cadophora gregata, 2424 nucleotides long. RefSeq lists its product as uncharacterized. The record is from RefSeq and is a predicted model, not a curated record. The coding region runs from base 1 to 2160 and encodes 719 amino acids. NCBI's taxonomy places the organism in Eukaryota, Fungi, Ascomycota, Leotiomycetes, Helotiales, Ploettnerulaceae. The transcript has a single exon.
AUGUCUUCAAUGCUCUCCGACUUCCAGCAACAAGACAUCCCAAACAUUGCCUACGACAAACUCAGAGACCUGAACGAUCCAUUUAUUAGCGUUCCGGUAAUUGGUGAUACGACUCACAGUCUUACUAUUGGUACAGAUGCUCCUAGCCACAAUUCAGACCAGACAAAUUGCCCUCCAUACUCACCAGCUGUCGCCAAUACCGUCGCCGUCUAUCCCUCAUCAUACCUUAACAUGGCCGAAGAUUCGAUUUUCAGUCACGGCAGUAGCUUUGGUCCUCCGAACCACAUACCGCCAACAAAGCGAGUGUUCAGCUCACCAUACAUCGGCUCCAACACCUUGGUCACUUCAGAGCUCGAUCAUACACCAUCUCCAAAGCGCCGUGCAGGUCUUCGUAGACCAAACAAUGGGAUCUUACGUCAAGAGAUAGGUCAAGAUCAAAUCGAGAAUGCUGGUCCUUUGAGACAUGCAAUUGCGACACAAAGGCCCAGACGACCCACGACAAGCACUGUCGCGCGAUCUCCGAACUAUACCAAUAGCACAUCUAAUCUUGCUAGUCCAGAUGAGCCACAGGACUAUAGAAAAUACUAUCAAUUCUUGGCCGAGAAGAACAACAUCAAGGCUUACCAGAUGCGCAAUGGAGAAGGCGUUCAAUCUCAAGUUUGUGUUUCUCCGUACAGGGCCGCCAACUCUGCUACAGGUAGCAAUCAACAGCAAGUCACUCACAAAACUUCAGCUCCCAAUGGCAUCCCCCAGUCUGCUGCCAAAAGUUUGCCUCUAGAUGACCAACCUGCACGUUGUGCUCAACCAGAUCAACCAAUCAGCCUCCCACAGCAAAGUACAAGUCUUAGCAUGCGACCACUAUAUAAUGGCAUCGAAGAAAAGGCUCGUCGGCGCACAGAAGCUAUACGAGACUUACAAAGGGCAAAGCUAGAGAUUAUGAAACAGCGCAGAGCCAAUACAUCUACUAUCUUGGGUCAAGGACGCGUACGGUCUCUCACUGUCACAAAUUCUACACCAAAAAUGUGUAGACCGCACCAACCAACACAAGAAAACGUUUAUCCAGAUUAUACGCAGAAUGCUUCAGUUCUUCAGAACCUGUGUGGCAGAAACUCAAAUAUGGAAAAUGGUCGACAGAUUGGGGAGGGGCUGGGAAGGAGCUCUCUCAAUCUCGCUCCUUUGGGCUUUUCGGCAGAUUACAAUGGUUAUACAAGAGCAUGCGAUAAGUCUCUGGUUCCGCAAAUUAAUACUGAUUCGUUUGUCGGUAUGUCUAAAUUUUUGGCUCCUGGACAGCCGCUGGAUAUAAAUCCGGGCUCGGGGUUGUUUGAACUUGGACCUUCCGUACAGUACAGCAUCGACGAGACACAGGAGGACGGUUUCAGCUUUACUCGCCCGUCAACUGCUUCAAACACCACAACUAAGACGACAACUCAAGCCAGACCUCGGACCGAUAUUAACAAAAUCCUUCCAGCUUUCCGUCAAGAUUAUCAGUCUUAUGAGGAGAACCUCAUGAAUGGUAUCCAAACGCCAACCAACCUACCCCCAUGGUUGGUAGUUAGAGCUAAGAAGAAGGCUGGACUCAUGCCAUCUGCAUUGCCCGACAGUGACUCCGAGUCUGAAGAUGAUUGUUGUGUAGAGUUGUCACCGAAACUCCCUGCAUACCAACGCAUCGUAGCUACUGCCGAUACAGGACCUCUACCGAAUAUCAAUCAGCCAUAUACAGGUACCCUGAACCCCUCAUCACCUUACUUGGCGGCACAUCUCGCAGUCAACAAAACGGCCAAGACACGAACGCCUGUUCAGACCCAAGACAAGAAGGCUCCCACAUCCAAGAAGAAGAGACCCACGCCUCGCAAGUCUCGAGCCAGGAAGCCCAUUCAAUCUGAUGGUCAGGCCGUUACUCCAGCCGCCAUCAAUUUGAAAGCGCCAACCUACGACUUCUCUUCGCCAAUGAAUGGAAACCGCAUCAAUAGCUCGACAUUGGAAAAUAUGAUGGCCGGUAACUUUACACAGUUCUUCGGCAGUGCAGAAGAGGAGGCCAAGUGGAAGCAGGAUGCUGUUGCUGAAGCUAUGGCUGAGCGAGACGCCCCAUCAAAGCGCCAGUUGAAGAUGGCCGAGCGGGAAAGAAAGCAGUUAGAAAAGAACGCCAAGGCCAAGCAGUGAAUGAUAUGGGUGAGUCCUUGACCAUGGUCUUUGUUGUCCACCAUCUCCUCAUUUGGCAGUGGGCGGCAGAUAAGUUAUCAAUCACCCUCUGACAUUUCUUGUCCUGCUGUGUUACUAUUUGUAAAAUUAGUUGCAAAUGUCCUCUUGUGAACAUGGAACACAAGAAAACUGGUGUUGCGCGCAUUGGAAAAAAAAAACUAUUUCUGAAUCAUGCAAAAUAAGGGUGUUUAUGGGGCCAAGUCCAUGGAUCAGCGCCACUCUAGG